Molecule: messenger RNA, 1289 nt
Organism: Rhodamnia argentea
Lineage: Eukaryota; Viridiplantae; Streptophyta; Magnoliopsida; Myrtales; Myrtaceae
Product: U1 small nuclear ribonucleoprotein C-like
Exons: 7
Coding region: 205-825 (206 amino acids)
Biological process (GO): spliceosomal snRNP assembly; mRNA splicing, via spliceosome; mRNA 5'-splice site recognition
Cellular component (GO): U1 snRNP; nucleus
Molecular function (GO): zinc ion binding; pre-mRNA 5'-splice site binding
Source: RefSeq, a predicted model, not a curated record
GAAUGGACAGAUAGGAUUCUAGUUGGAUCGCCCCUGCUCGAGUGCGCAAACAAAACCCCGAAACCGUCGGAAGCGAAAGAGAAGGUGGUCUCGGCGUUACCAUACUCAUCCCUCUCCCGAAGAAGUUCUCCAAUUUUCUCUCUCCUAGGGUUUCUUCUCGCUCUCCCUCCUCCUCCUCCCUCCUCCACCGAGCUCGAAGCCGUCAUGCCCCGGUAUUACUGCGACUACUGCGACACUUACUUGACGCACGACUCGCCGUCAGUCAGAAAGCAGCACAAUGCAGGAUACAAGCACAAGGCAAAUGUGCGUCUUUACUAUCAGCAAUUUGAGGAGCAGCAAACUCAAAGUUUAAUUGACCAAAGGAUUAAGGAACACUUGGGGCAAGCAGCAGCUUUCCAACAAGUCGGUGCCGCUUAUAAUCAGCAUCUUAUGGCUCAGAGGCCUCGAUUACCUCUACUGCCAACACCUUUAAUGCCCAUGGGAGCGAAUGCACAGAUGCCGUUGAAUUCUCCUUUAGCCCCAGGAUUCAGGCCACCUGUUUUGCCUAGGCCACCCCCCGGUGCUCCAGGCUAUAAUCCUUCAGCAAUGCCUUCAAUGGUGCCACCGCCUGGUGCUCCCUCUAUCACUCAAAUGAAUGGCAUGCCAAGGCCUCCUACAUUCAACGUCCCUCCUACUGUUCCUGGGAGUGGACCAAUCCCAGCCUCUUCUGGUAGCGCCCCCUCAAUGGCUCCACUUCCUGCCUAUCAAACAAAUCCUGCCGGACCAAAUAGUGGAGGCUUCGACAGUUUUAAUGCCAAUUCUAAAGCUCCUGAUGCUAGUUAUUAGUUUUGCUCAGCAGCUAGUUAAAAGCAGGAUUUGUGUUCAUGGUGCAACCAAUGGAUGCCUUUUGGACUGUUAGGGCGUGCUUAUACAAUGUCAAAGGAAUAAGCUCUGUGCAAUGCUAUCACUUUGUAUACAAUGAGUACUAUCUAAACCAUCUUUUUCUGAUUCGGAAUUCAUUUCCGGAUCACGGUUCAGCUGUUGUGACAAUAUAGUCUGGGGAGCCGUUGACUUAGGAAAACACCCUUUCCUGUUGCUGAAUGGCACUGCAGUUCUAUGAUCCUAUGAUAAUGUCCAUCUUCACACCCCAAUUGCCAUGUCUGAGUGUCUCUAUGUAUAUGUGAAGCAUUUUGAUGGAGCAGAUUAUGCUUUUAUUGUUGAGAUCGUAUUUUCUUGGUCAACCCUAGUUGAUCAUAUGUGGGAAAAUGACACAAGUCCUUGACAAGUUUGAUCGUGGAAGUCGUAAAGGA